This is a messenger RNA of Enterospora canceri, 807 nucleotides long. The record is from the annotation of a GenBank genome assembly. NCBI's taxonomy places the organism in Eukaryota, Fungi, Microsporidia, Enterocytozoonidae.
AUGGAAUACACCAUCGACCUGUUUGAGAGCAACUAUGCUCCAAUUGUCUCUGAUACUGCGACUGGUGAGAACUACGCCAUGUCAUUUCUGAUUGGAAGUGCAAUUGUGGCCCUGCCAGUUGCUGGCUCCAAGAACAGGUGGGUUGCGACACUCUCCCUGCUCUGCUGCCUGGUCUUCUCUGUCCAAGAGAAGAUCAAGACGGUGAUUCUGGUUGCAUCAACCAGAGACUACGUGUUUCUCAAGGGCACCUCUGACAUGUUGCAGCAGUUCAGCAGGCCACAGCUCUUCGUUGUGUCCAUCGUGAUUGCAGCAGUCGUCAACUACUUCUUCACGCAGCUGAUGUAUUUCAUCGUAUUUAUCUUCUACGUCUCAGCCGUAUUUGCUGCCUCCAUGAAGUACAAGAACGAGUUGAAUGAGAUUGUUUCAAAUGCCCCUGAUGACGUACACGGUGUGAUCAGAUUCCUCCACAAUCCACUUGUUGCCAUCUGCAUCCUCUACGUCGUCUACUACUUCAUCAGGAACAUCGUGGUCGCAUUGCUCUUUGCUGUUCUGGGAACAAUGAUGGUUGGGAUGAUGGUUGAAAUUGUUGCUGGAUCUGGGCGGAGACAGGUGCACGAAAUGUUUCUUGAUUUGAAGAGAGGGGUGGUUUCAGACUACUCCGCCCUGGGGGUGCUUCUGGGCGUAUCCGUCUUCUUCGUCACUUUGCAGUACAAUUUGUGGGGCACCCUGAUGAGGAGACUCACCAGAAAGAGGCAGAAGAAGAUGCUCUUCACUGAUCCAUAUGGAAAGGAGAUGUUUGUGAUGUGA